UUCUAUUAUUCCGAUUGCAUUUGGGGUCAAUCUAUAUACUAUUAUUACUAAGUGGUAAGCGUUUGUGACUUUAUGAGUUUGCAGUUUGGUAAAUCUCUGAAAAUACGAAACCGAUUUUAAAAAUUCUUUCACCAUUAGAAAGGUACAUUAUCCAAGAUUGUUAUAUGCUAUAUUUUAUCACAAAAUUCCUACGCGAGCGAAGCCCUGGGCAACAUCUAGAGUAAAUAUUAUUCAGCUGUGAUUUUACAGCCAGCCUCCAUCCUGACUUCAGCUCUCUUUAGGAAUGCUAAUAUUGCCUAUCAGCUGCCAAGACAGUGCGUCCUUUAAUUACCGAAUAGGGAUUGGGUGGAACGACACGCCCUUAUCAGUAACAAUUUAUUUAAGAGUGUUCUCCAUAAAACCUUUGGAGAACCACACAAAAUUCAGAUAUAUCAAUGGUAAAGACAGCUACUUGUAUGAAUUAUUGGGUAAUUAGGUUAUAGCAUCAGUGACCUGGGUUACUAUAGUGAGAUAAGACGUUUGAAAUGAUACGUCACAAUCAGCAGUUCUUGUAUAACAGUGAGUAUAUAUCAGUUUACCUAACCCGUUUGUUCAAUCAGUACCAUUGUACUGCAAUCAGGUGCAAUUUGAAUUGGUAUUAAAACAUUGGCAUAUGGUAUGGUAGGUAGUAGGACGUACUUUACUCAUAACCGAAUUGUGGCAUAAGACAACAACAUCAUGCGGACUUUUUAUAAGAUACUUCUAAUGGGGUAUCUUAUACAUCUAUGUAUGGACCAAAUGGAAUCGAAGAAGGAACAGGCUCCAAUGGACGAAUGCAACCCACUUUACUGGUAUCCAAAGCAAGUCCCAGAGCACUGCUUUCGCAACAGCACUCCUCCGAUGAUAAUUCCUGUGCCGAUUCCUGUACAAGUGCCGGUAUUGCCACCAUUCCCUAUUUUCCCGCUUGCUCCUCAACCAAUGGCACCCGCUAUGCCACCACCAAUGAUGCCUCCCCCACCGCCACAAGCUAUGCCACCACCAAUUAUGCCACCUGCCCCUGGUCCUUGUUAUUGUCCUCCGUGCAUGAUGCCAAUGGUACCAGCUCUACCCCCGCCCCCACCUAACCCUUGCGAAUGUCCACCGUGUCCGCCAUGUCCACCUCCAUUGGUACCUACUAUGCCUCUUCCAUCUAUGCUGUCGCCUCCUGGAAUGCCCUAUCCCAUCUUACCUCCCUUCUUUCCCCCUCCAAAUCCAAUGGGAAUGAUACCGGGACUCCCUGGAAUAGUUAGCCCCGAUGGCGGAAUCAACGUGCUACCAUUCUCAGAUGCCUAUUCAGAUCUACUUGAAAAACACAAGAACAAAGAGUUAAGAAAAAAAUAUAGAAAGCUAAUUAAAAAAUAUGGCAAAAAAAGGUCGUAACUACUCUUACGUAGAUACAUCUAUGUCCUGACGAUGUAGGUAUUAAGGUAGAUAAGAAAUAAUUUAUUGUCUUAAAUUAUUGUAAUUUAAUUCCGCGUUGAUUGCUGGAAAUGCACGCCGCAUAUUGUAACAGCUACACACUAUCGGCCUACAUAUUAAUUGCUAGUAUUUUCUUGCCGGUAAUAAAGCUCACAUAGAUACACACAUUACUAAAGAUAUGUGGGUGAAUUUCAGGACUGUUUGAACGCGGCGUGUAGCGUUUCAUUAGUGUCGCACGAUUUUUAAAAAUAAAGAAUAUUUAUUUUAUUAAACAUUUAUAAAAUUAACAUUUUACCAGUACUUUUCUUAUUUAUAGGAUAAUUAAAUUGAUUAUUGUGUAUGGUACAAUUUCAUAAACACUAAUGAUAGCCCACGGCGGUAUUCAAAACGCUCGUGGAAUUCACCCAUGUAUGUUUUGUUUCUGCUUAUGUCUGAGUUCGCUGAUAGUGUAUUUGGCAACAGUUAAUUUGAUAAGUGAUUUAAAAUAAAUAAACAUGUUAUUUUGUA
Molecule: messenger RNA, 1944 nt
Organism: Plodia interpunctella (Indianmeal moth)
Lineage: Eukaryota; Metazoa; Arthropoda; Insecta; Lepidoptera; Pyralidae
Exons: 2
Coding region: 718-1398 (226 amino acids)
Source: RefSeq, a predicted model, not a curated record